AUGUUGACAUGGGGUGUCCUUGGAGGCAUAUGCACUGGGCUGUUGUACAUCCCUAGCGUUGCUAUGAUCCCUCCCUACUUUACGACGCGUCGUGGUUUGGCUCUUGGCUGUGCGACGGCGGGAGGGUCCUUCGGCGGUAUUAUUUACCCAAUUGUAGUCCGUCGUUUGCUGGAUUCUGGUGGCUUUGGUUGGGCUUGCAGGGCAAUUGGUUUUAUCGCUCUAUUCACUCUGACAACCGCGGCAAUCCUCAUCAAGCCCAGUACACAAGCAGUCAAGAAGCCAACACGACAGCUCUUCGACAAGUCGAUCAUCAAGGAUAAAGCCUUCGUUGUAUUUACGUUCGCAUCCUUCUUUAUAUGGCUGGGCUUCCUCGUACCAUACAUUCUCACCCCCUCGUUUGGUCUGUUGGGCCUUGACCAUCCCGUCUCAGAGGAUCUUUCAUAUUACAUGUUGUCUGUCCUCAACGCCGCGCAAGCCCUAGGCCGAAUCCUACCUGCAGCCAUAGUGGAUAAGAAGAUCUUGGGAGCGGAGUCUAUUCUCAUGUUUAACAUCGCGGUAUCUGGUAUCCUUGCCCUGUGCUGGAUUGCAGUCCAUAACUUGGGCGGCUUUACUGUCUUCCUCAUCUUAUAUGGCUUCUUCUCUGGUGCAGUCACGACCUUGCCUGCGUUCAUCAUUCCAUACCUAUGUCCUUCACUGGCUGUCAUCGGUACUCGAAUGGGAAUUGUCUAUGGGGUGGCAGGGUUUGGAGCAUUAAUCGGACCUCCGAUUGCACUGGCAGCUGAUGAGGCUCACGGUGGUCAGCAUAACCGUGCAUUUCUGGGUGCGCAGAUUUGGAACGGCGUGGCUAUUCUUUUCGCGUCAUGUCUUUGCGUGUAUCCUCUCUGGGAGGCUAGGAAGCGACGGCACAUGAAGGAGAUGGCUGAUCUCAAGGCAAAGCAGGGCAGUAACAGUGCUUAA
This is a messenger RNA of Fusarium tjaetaba, 957 nucleotides long. Its product is annotated as monocarboxylate transporter. Gene Ontology annotation, cellular component: fungal-type vacuole membrane. The transcript has a single exon. Gene Ontology annotation, molecular function: transmembrane transporter activity. Bases 1 to 957 code for a protein of 318 amino acids. Gene Ontology annotation, biological process: transmembrane transport. Lineage: Eukaryota; Fungi; Ascomycota; Sordariomycetes; Hypocreales; Nectriaceae. The record is from RefSeq and is a predicted model, not a curated record.